AUGGCCAUCCAGAUUGCAGCUCAGGGAGGCGUCGAUGUCCGCGGCGUCAACGUCAACGGCGGCGACCACAACGUCGACAAGAACGGCAACCGCGUCAAUGUCAACGCCGUCCCCCAGGACACGAUCCGCCUCUCGGUCAACUGGAACGGUCAGGACUCUCAGGUCAACGUGCGCCCCAUUGAGGACGGCGACCGCCAGCGCGGAUGGCGCCGCCUCGACUCGAACGGCAACGUGAUCGCGUUCGGUGUCGACGAGGACAAGAUCGUCCUCCUCCCCAAGCCCGGAUCGACCGACUGGAUGGCCGGCCUCCCCGAUGACCGCGCCAUUGCCGACAUUACCAUUCCCGGCACGCACGAGUCCACCUCGGACACUGGUGGUUUCAUUUCGCAGUGCCAGAGCGGCAACGUCGCGCAGCAGCUCCAGGACGGUAUCCGUUUCCUCGACCUGCGUUUCCGCAACGUCAACGGCGAGCUCAAGUGCUACCACGGUAUCCAGCCCAUGUCUUCCAACAUCAACGAGGUCGUCGGAUGGAUCAACGACUUCCUUGCGCGCAACCCCCGCGAGACCGUCGUCGCCUCGUUCAAGCAGGAGCAGGACGCCGACCCCAACUUCCCGUCCCUCGUCGAGCAGGCCCUCAACUCUGGCGGCAACUGGUACUUCUCCGAAUUCCUCCCGACGCUCGGUGAGGUGCGCGGCAAGGCCUACUUCUUCUCGCGCUUCUCCAAGACGGACGACUCGCAGUUCCCCAACGGCCAGGGCUUCAAGCCCCUCCAGUGGCCCAACAACAAGAGCGAUGGCUUCGAGGUCGACAUCCGCGACACCCCCUGCCGCAUUCACGACUGGUACGAGACUGGCGACAUUGGCGCCAAGGCCAACGCCAUUACCCAGCACCUCGAGCCCACCCUCCAGCCCCGCGGAAACGGCAACGGCCCCAACCACCCUUACACCCUCGACUACACGAGCGCCGUCAAGAUGCCCUCGGCGUCGCCCCAGUACAUGGCCUCGGGCGGCAGCGCGGGCGGCGUCUCGUCCCUCCUCGCUGGUGCUUCGGCGCUCUUCUCGGGCGGCGGCAACAACCAGGACGCAGGCGCUCAGGGCGGUGUCAACGCCCGCAUCGCCCGCUGGCUCCUUCAGAAGGCCUUUGACGGACAGCGCCCCCGUGCCACUCUCAUGAUGGACUUCUACCGCGACACGGCCGGCGGCGACGGUGGCAUGGCCGAGCUCCUCCGCUCGCUCAACUACAUCAACACGAACGAGUAA
Molecule: messenger RNA, 1260 nt
Organism: Trichosporon asahii var. asahii CBS 2479
Lineage: Eukaryota; Fungi; Basidiomycota; Tremellomycetes; Trichosporonales; Trichosporonaceae
Product: phospholipase C-2
Exons: 1
Coding region: 1-1260 (419 amino acids)
Biological process (GO): lipid metabolic process
Molecular function (GO): phosphoric diester hydrolase activity
Source: RefSeq, a predicted model, not a curated record